UCUGUUAAGAGCAAUAAUUAGGAGAAGAGCGGCCCCUCUUCCUCCUCUUCUUCUUCUUCAAUUCGCUCAAUAAAAAACGCCAAAAAAAUAUUUAAAGCUUCGGGGUAGCCAUGGAUAGAGCUAGCACAAUUUUGGUGGCGUUUCUGCUUUGCCUCUCCAUCGCGAGGGCAGAGGACCCUUACCUGUUCUACACUUGGAAGCUAACCUAUGGCACCAUUUCACCUAUGGGUAUACCUCAACAAGGCAUCCUCAUCAACGGCCAAUUCCCAGGUCCUAAGAUCAAUUGCACUUCCAACAACAACGUUAUUGUUAACGUUUUCAACGAGUUAGAUGAGCCAUUGUUGUUCACUUGGAGUGGCAUCCAACAAAGGAAGAAUUCAUGGGUUGAUGGCACUUUGGGGACCAUGUGCCCUAUCCUGCCCGGGACCAACUUUACCUAUAAAUUCCAGGUGAAGGACCAGAUUGGAAGCUAUUUUUAUUUCCCUACCACGGGUAUGCAACGUGCCGUGGGUGGCUAUGGUGCAAUCAAUGUCCAUAGCCGUGAGCUCAUCCCUAUUCCAUUUGAUAGGCCUGCCGAGGAGUUCAAUGUUUUUGUGAGUGAUUGGUAUAACAAAGGGCAUAAGACAUUGAAGAGGAUUCUUGAUAAUGGUCAGACCAUUGCUAGGCCUGAUGGGUUGGUGAUCAAUGGGAAGCAUGGGAAGGUAGGGGAGAAACUUAACCCACUUUUCACCAUGGAACCAAGCAAGACUUAUAGGUAUAGGGUUUGCAAUGUGGGGUUGAGAACUUCGGUUAAUUUUAGGUUCCAAGGACAUCCAAUGACCUUGGUGGAGAUGGAGGGUUCACAUACUGUUCAAAAUGUAUAUGAUUCCCUUGAUCUCCAUGUUGGCCAGUGCCUCUCGGUUCUUGUGACGGCAAAUAAAGAGGCUAAGGACUAUUACUUGGUCGCCACAAGCAGAUUUUUCAAACAAGAAUUCUCCACCGUGGUUGUUAUUAGCUACUCCAAUGGCAAAGGCAUUACCGCAUCCCCGGAGCUUCCACCGGCCCCGCCUGUAAACACCGAGGGCAUCGCUUGGUCCAUCAACCAGUUUCGGUCGUUUAGGUGGAACCUCACCGCUAGCGCCGCCCGCCCCAACCCGCAAGGAUCCUACCACUAUGGCCAAAUCAACAUCACUCGCACCUUAAAACUCGUAAGCUCCAAGACCACAAAGGGCGGAAAGCUCCGAUACGCAAUCAACGGUGUCUCCCACACGGACUCAGACACCCCGUUAAAGCUUGUCGAGUACUUUGAAAUCCCUGAGAAGGUAUUCAAGUACGACAUCAUGGGUGAUAACCCUCCAGACAAUCUGGAAAAGGUGACUGUAGCACCCAAUGUCGUCAACGCCACAUUUCGCAACUUCAUCGAGAUCGUAUUCGAAAAUCGUGAAAAGACCAUCCAAACCUACCACCUCGACGGUCACUCCUUUUUCGCAGUGGCAAUUGAGCCAGGGAGAUGGAGCCCAGAGAAGAGAAAGAAUUACAACUUGGUGGACGCUAUAAGUAGGCACACCAUUCAAGUCUACCCCAACUCCUGGGCUGCCAUCAUGACCACUUUGGAUAACGCUGGAAUGUGGAACCUAAGGUCGGAAAUGUGGGAGAAGACUUACUUGGGACAACAAAUGUACUUCAGUGUUCUUUCUCCGGAAUGUUCAUUGAGAGAUGAAUACAAUAUUCCAGAUAACCAGCUUCUCUGUGGCUUGGUCAAGGGCAUGUCUAUGCCUCAUCCUUACACCAUUUAAGGGGUUGGUUAAAAUACUUUAAAGAAAAAAUAUGUAUAUACUUAGUGUUGUAGAGAGGGAUGGGUACGGUGGAAUUCUAGAGCAUGACUCUAGUCUUUCCAAUUUGGCGUUAAUCUCAUGAAUGAAAUAAAUGAAAAAAUAAAAAUAAAGAAAAAAAAAGAAGAAGAAGAAGAGGAAGAGGUUUGGUAUCCUUAAUAUUGAUGUUGCUUGUGUUAAA
Messenger RNA from Ipomoea triloba (trilobed morning glory), 1992 nucleotides. Its product is annotated as L-ascorbate oxidase homolog. Gene Ontology annotation, molecular function: copper ion binding; oxidoreductase activity. The record is from RefSeq and is a predicted model, not a curated record. The transcript has a single exon. Bases 111 to 1775 code for a protein of 554 amino acids. NCBI's taxonomy places the organism in Eukaryota, Viridiplantae, Streptophyta, Magnoliopsida, Solanales, Convolvulaceae.